Molecule: messenger RNA, 918 nt
Organism: Knipowitschia caucasica
Lineage: Eukaryota; Metazoa; Chordata; Actinopteri; Gobiiformes; Gobiidae
Source: the annotation of a GenBank genome assembly
AUGUGGAGGCGCAGAGAGAGAGGAGAGGAGCAGUAUGUGGAGGCGCAGAGAGAGGGAGAGGAGCAGUAUGUGGAGGCGCAGAGAGAGGGAGAGGAGCAGUAUGUGGAGGCGCAGAGAGAGGGAGAGGAGCAGUAUGUGGAGGCGCAGAGAGAGGGAGAGGAGCAGUAUGUGGAGAUGCAGAGAGAGGGAGAGGAGCAGUAUGUGGAGGCGCAGAGAGAGGGAGAGGAGCAGUAUGUGGAGGCGCAGAGAGAGGGAGAGGAGCAGUAUGUGGAGGCGCAGAGAGAGGGAGAGGAGCAGUAUGUGGAGGCGCAGAGAGAGGGAGAGGAGCAGUAUGUGGAGGCGCAGAGAGAGGGAGAGGAGCAGUAUGUGGAGGCGCAGAGAGAGGGAGAGGAGCAGUAUGUGGAGGCGCAGAGAGAGGGAGAGGAGCAGUAUGUGGAGGCGCAGAGAGAGGGAGAGGAGCAGUAUGUGGAGGCGCAGAGAGAGGGAGAGGAGCAGUAUGUGGAGAUGCAGAGAGAGGGAGAGGAGCAGUAUGUGGAGGCGCAGAGAGAGGGAGAGGAGCAGUAUGUGGAGGCGCAGAGAGAGGGAGAGGAGCAGUAUGUGGAGGCGCAGAGAGAGGGAGAGGAGCAGUAUGUGGAGGCGCAGAGAGAGGGAGAGGAGCAGUAUGUGGAGGCGCAGAGAGAGGAAGUGGAGCAGUAUGUGGAGGCGCAGAGAGAGGGAGAGGAGCAGUAUGUGGAGGCGCAGAGAGAGGGAGAGGAGCAGUAUGUGGAGGCGCAGAGAGAGGGAGAGGAGCAGUAUGUGGAGGCGCAGAGAGAGGGAGAGGAGCAGUAUGUGGAGGCGCAGAGAGAGGGAGAGGAGCAGUAUGUGGAGGCGCAGAGAGAGGGAGAGGAGCAGUAUGUGGAGGCGCAGAGAGAGGGAUAG